ACAACGGGUCUGCUACCCUUUAUUUGUCAUUUCUCUGCGCAAUCUUCACCGAGCCACAGAGAAGGCAUAGACAAGGAAAGAUGGAAGUUGCUGCUGUGGCCAUGCAGAUGAAAGGUGCUGCUAGAGGAUAUGGUAUUAAGACCAUGGAAGUAAGAUGGGCAACCACAAAAGAUUAUGGGAAGAGAUUGUCAUCGAAGUUAAAAUCUAGAAGAAUUCCCAUUUACAUAUCUACAAAUCCGUCUGACAUAAACCCACAGGACCUGAGAGAACUCUGCACAACCUGCAAUCACUCGUGCCACCGGUUUCCAGCGAUCGACCAUAAUGGAAAGCUAGUAGAAGCAGUUGAUUUGAAGAAGCUUCGCCUUGCUCUCUCCCACAGCUCUGUUCUCGUCUCCGUCUUCUGCAAUUUACAGGAUGCAGUUGUUGAUAAUAACCAGCCUGAAGAAGACCCUCCUUCUCCUCCUCUUAUGGGUUUAGGAGAUUUUUUGCGGAGAGUGACGCCUCUGCCUCUUCAUCUUCCUGUUGUCUCUCCCUCCAACAGCCAACUAGUCGGCUUUGGCCGCGCAGUUUCUGAUUUCGGAUUGACUGCUUCCAUCUACGAUGUCAUGGUUGUACCUUCACUGCGGAGAAUGGGAAUCGGGAAGAUGAUAGUUAAAAGAAUUAUAAGAAUGCUCACAAAUAGAGAAAUUUAUGAUAUUGCAGCCCUUUGCUCUGCCAAUGAGAGGUUGUUCUUCAAAGCAUGUGGUUUUGGAGAUGACAUAUUGGGUUCCACGACAAUGAUGUAUACAAGGAGUGUUUCUACUGAUCCUGAAAGUGACCAGAUGGUUAAAUGUGCAGGUUGAAAACUUUUGCUAUCUCCGCCAGUCAGAAAAGCACUAUGAACCUUCAAAGACUAUCUAGUAGUAGAGUUGAGCUGCAAUGUGUUUUAAAUUGAAGUGCAGUUGUCCAGACUAUUGAAGAGAAAGUGAGUCCAAAUAUCAUUCUCGAGUUAUGGAGUAGCUGUUGAAACAGUAUCUGAGAAUGGAGGAAAGAAAGGGGACAGUAAACAGAGGGUGGACGUCUGAUUUUAAUGACAAUGUGGCAACUUUAGCUGCUUGUCAUUUGCAUCCUUGUAAUGAAAUCGAAUUAGUUGCUUGUCAUUUGCAUCCUUGUAAUGAAAUCGAACUCAUAUAUCAAUAUUGUUCCUUUAUUAUUGUA
Molecule: messenger RNA, 1197 nt
Organism: Hevea brasiliensis (rubber tree)
Lineage: Eukaryota; Viridiplantae; Streptophyta; Magnoliopsida; Malpighiales; Euphorbiaceae
Product: GCN5-related N-acetyltransferase 3, chloroplastic
Exons: 4
Coding region: 81-842 (253 amino acids)
Biological process (GO): UDP-N-acetylglucosamine biosynthetic process
Cellular component (GO): endoplasmic reticulum; Golgi apparatus; endoplasmic reticulum-Golgi intermediate compartment
Molecular function (GO): monosaccharide binding; glucosamine 6-phosphate N-acetyltransferase activity
Source: RefSeq, a predicted model, not a curated record